Messenger RNA from Vollenhovia emeryi, 493 nucleotides. RefSeq names its product cysteine-rich DPF motif domain-containing protein 1-like. The record is from RefSeq and is a predicted model, not a curated record. Bases 19 to 411 code for a protein of 130 amino acids. The transcript has a single exon. Lineage: Eukaryota; Metazoa; Arthropoda; Insecta; Hymenoptera; Formicidae.
UAGAAGGAUCUCGCUACCAUGUCAACGGGCGAAUCUAGUAUCGGCGAGCAGGCGCAACGGGACAUUUCAAAGAGUAAACAGACGGUGACGAACGUGAGUGGCACCUUUACAUGUUCUUUUUGUCCUUUGAAAGAACGCUACGAUUACAAAGGCACGAGACCGCCAUUCGCCCGGCAGUUGGUUUAUUCGGAAGAGUGUUACGUUAUGAAGGAUCCGUUCAGCUUGCCAAACAAGGGCGAAAUCUUAGUUCUAGGUGCCGAUUGCAGCGUGUGCGAACACGCUGUAUGCCUAGGAUGCAGCAUAUUUUACAAGAGACGCUUCUGUCCGAAGUGCGCGUCCAGUAAUAUACAAUAUUUACCUCUUCAGUUACAUAAUAAAAUCAAGAAUUUAUCAAGGCAAACAGAUUCGUAAAAAGAAAUUUGCAGGCAUUAUUUAUUAAAGAGCAAUGACAAUUACAUAAAGCAAAAUAUACUUAUACAUAAAUAUAGGAGGU